Molecule: messenger RNA, 1534 nt
Organism: Aspergillus sclerotioniger CBS 115572
Lineage: Eukaryota; Fungi; Ascomycota; Eurotiomycetes; Eurotiales; Aspergillaceae
Product: adaptin-binding domain-containing protein
Exons: 3
Coding region: 126-1349 (407 amino acids)
Biological process (GO): vesicle-mediated transport
Molecular function (GO): protein-macromolecule adaptor activity
Source: RefSeq, a predicted model, not a curated record
UCCCCGCACCCAACCACCAUUUCUCCAUAUCGUAAACUUCUCACCACCACCACCACCUCCUCCAUCUCAACAACUCAACCCACCCUCGAACUCGACCUCAAGUCACACCCGCGACACCAAACAGAAUGCCACCUUCACCACCCUCACCACCACCACCAACCACAUCCAAACCAAUCCCCAACCCCCGCCGCCUCCUCAUCCUCACUCCAACCACCCACUCACAAACCAUCAUCCCUCCCCUCCUCCACACCUUAACAGGCACCCCAGUCACCACGCCUCCAACAACCACCACCCCGACCCCUCCUCUCUCCUCCUCCGAAACCCUCGUCCCAUCCAUAAACACCACAACAACAACCACAACCUUCGCCGGCUACACAACCCACCCCCCUCUCCACCUCAGCAACAAAUACUACAGCGCCGACAUCCCAAUCUGGGUCGACGAGAUCCCUCUCGCCUCUACUACCUCACCCACGCCCACCACCAGCGAGGGAACCACAAUCUCCCCCUCCCAAUGGAAAACCGAAUUCUCGUCCCCGGAAGCCCAGGUCGUUCGGGACGCUAUUGGGGCUGUGAUGAUUUGCUUGAAGAACCCGGUAUAUAACCCUUCUCUUGGGGCAAAUGAGGGCGUGGAUGUGGAUGUGGAAGACCGUCCUGAGGUGCGCAGUCUUAAGGACUUUGUGCAGGCUGUUGGGGAUGUGAGGGCUUUGAUCGAGGAGGAGAGAGGGUUGGGGGAGGUGCCGGGGUUGGUUGUUUUGGUUGGUGAGGAGGCUGGGGGGUCUUCUGCGAACGGAAAUGGAAAGGGGGAGGAAGAGGAGGGGAUGGAAGAGUUGGAAAUCGAUGAGCCGUUUUCUGUGGGGUGGUGGGAGGAUCAGGUUUGUGAGAUGGGGUUGAUGGGGAUGGAGGUUGUGAGGUGGGAUGGUAGUGGGAAGGGGGAAGAUGAGGGGAGGAAUCGGUAUGGUGAAUUACAGGGUAUGCGCCGGAUUAAAGAGGUGUUGGAGACGCACGAUUGGGCUGCGACGGAGGAUGGGGAGCCAGGGUUACUGGAUGAUGGGUUUGAUGAUGAGCUGGAACGAGAGCUGCUGGGGCUGGAUGAUGAGACGGAGACCGGGUUCGGGUUGGAGGUGGAUGAGCUUCAGCGGGAAAUGGUCGGGUUGCGGAUGGCCAUUGAGCGAGGGGGAGGUGAUGGAUUCGAUGACGGGGAUGAGGAGGAUGAGGAGCUGCGGGUGGAUGCCGUUGAGGCAUUGCUGCUCCGGAUGCGAGCGAUCAAGGAUAUGAGCGACGAGUUACCAGAGACGGAGCGGAAGCGGUUUGCCGCCAAAGCGGUGCGAGAUAUCAUGAAGGAGUUAUAGUUGUACAUGCUACUUGUAAUCUACUUUCAUAUCACCAUCUACCACCACCAUCUACCCAUCUAUCGCAUAUCCACCACGAUGUACAUAGACCAGCCAACACACCCCUAUUUCUUCUUCAACGCCUUACGCCUCUGCGCAAUCAUAUGCGUAUACAGAAUAUACGACCCUAAACCCAACCAUUAGCA